This is a messenger RNA of Chrysoperla carnea, 3916 nucleotides long. RefSeq lists its product as uncharacterized. Lineage: Eukaryota; Metazoa; Arthropoda; Insecta; Neuroptera; Chrysopidae. Bases 155 to 3916 code for a protein of 1253 amino acids. The record is from RefSeq and is a predicted model, not a curated record. The transcript has 4 exons.
AGAAAUAUCAAAUAAAAUGAAGUAAUUAAUAUUUAUAAUGAAAUUAUAGAAAUGUACGUUAAUUAGUUAGUAUAUUGUUUCUAUGGGUUUAUUUAAAUUCCAUUCAAAAUUCUGCCAUGUUUAAAUAUAAAAUUUACGCGGGAAUUAGAAUAUAAUGAAGAAAGUUAAAAAUUCACAAUUAAACAAUGCAAAAAUUAAAAGUGCUCUUUACGCGACGUCUGGACCAACGCCGCAUGUGGAAGUUCGGGCGUACAGACCUAUAAACAAUGACAAAGAAAGAAGUGAUUGUGAUUUACGAAGAAAAAAAUAUGGAUUGGUUCAUGAUUUUUUACCGAAAACUGUUACUAGUGACGAUGAAACCAUUGAUGUUCGAGAAAAUCUCAAUUAUUCAAGAAUUAAAAAGAAUGCAUCCAAAGAAAGUUUUGCGAAGAAAGACUUAAGCAAAGAAAGAAUAAUAGUAAAUGAAACGGAAAAGAAAUGUUAUCAUCAUAAACAACCAACAAUACCAAAAAUUUGCGAAAGUGAAAUUUCUUACUCGCAUUUAUCAAAAUUUGAUGGUAAUCGCCCUAAAAAUGAACGAUUUUGUAAACAAUCAAAACCAGAUUCAAAAUAUACUAAACGUAAUCUUCCAUCAAAGUACAAUGAGGAGACAUAUCAAAUAGUAGCUAAAAAUAAUAAUGAGCCUUCAUCAACAACGAAUUCUUCGGGUUUAAGUACUAAUAUAUCAGAAUACCCGGACGAUGUACUUGAAAUCUACCGCGACUUAUAUCUAUAUCGUAAAAAAUUAUUGAAGGAGAAAACAGGAGAAACAUCGACAAAUAAAAUGUCUUCAAAUACAGGAAUUUCUUCAACAACUCAGAAUACACAAGAAUUUAAUUCAGAAACUACAUUGACUAGUUCAGCUACAAAUGCACAUUUGGUUGGAUUGCAACAAAAAGUUAAUGCACCUGAUGAAACAAAAAUUGCAAUCCAAUCGGAACAUGCCAAAAUCCAUGAAAAACCAAGAGAAACAAUGAAAAACAAAGAACACCAGUAUCCAUUGGAUAAGUAUAUAAAUUUCACAAGUAAAAACGUUUGUAAUGAACUCGAACUACCUCCAACCUGUUCCGAAUUAACUCAAACUGAAAUCGAUACAGAGAAUAUGUUAAUAACAGUGGACGAAACAUUAGAAUCAUUACAGCUCGAUAUAGAGACCUUUAUUAAUAGAACAGUAGCGAAAUUUUCUAAUUUAUCAACAACAAAAUAUUCAGAUGAUGAAAAACUUCAUGUUAAUCGAUUGAUUAACAAAUGGAUGACAGAAAAUGGAAUGAAUCGCGAAAAUAAUCGUUUGGAUAAAACAUUUCUUAAAUCUGCAGUUACAUCCGUUAGCGAUGUUCCUAAUUCACAUAAACAUUAUAAUUCUCUAAAUACUGUAACUGAUAUUGUAGUUAAUGCAAAGAGCCAAGGUAUCAAAAAUAUGCACACUUGUGAUAAAAUUCCUACUCAAAAAUUAAUUAAAGAAUCUAAAAAAUCAAAACAAAUUAAUCAACAACAAACCCAUCAUCAUCACCAUCACCAUCAUCAGCGUAGAGAAGAGCUCAAUGAUAGAUCAAAAUUAUCACAGACAUCAGAGAUGGCACAGGAAAAUUUAAGCAAAGAACCAUUAAAACCAACCAAUAAUUUAAAACGCUUAAUUAAACAAGAUAUGCCACCAAUAAACAUUCGAAAUGCAUUAAAAAUUCAACAUACGGGAAGUAUAAAUUUAUCACCAAAUGAAAUUCAACGAGAUCAAAAAUCCACGAAUAUUGGUGUAUUUAAUAUAGCGCAUAUUGAUUCAACCUCAGCUAUUCCUAAAGAGGUGCCUGUGGUAAAUAAUUGUCUACACAAUUCUGAGGUUGAAGAAAGAACUGCUACCGAUGCAAUCUCUUCAAUUACUUCUGAUACAGAGCUUCAAGGCGUCAUUCAAACAACUUUUAUUAUUCCUGACACAGCAAUAAAUUAUUUUGGAGAAAAUCAAGACAAUAAUAUUGGAACACAAUUAAGUUCUACUUUAAAACCUGGCGAUGUAACUGUAGAGAAUUCUAAAGAUUCUCACAAGACCACGGAAGAGUUUCAACAAAUAUCAGAAGCAAACUCAGCUACAAAUAAUGGAAGCAAAAACAAUUUAAAUGAAAAAACAAAUGUUAUAAGUAUGAUACAAACUGAUAAUACAAAUGAAGUAAAAUCAGCACUAAAUAAUAGAACUGUCACGAAUUAUCGUUUAAAUGAGAAAUCUCAUACGAGUACGAUUCUGUCUUGUAAUACAGCAGAGGAAACUCAACAAACAAAUGAAGCAAAAUCACCGGAAAAUGAUGGAACCAUAAAAAAUAAGAAUAUUCUUGGAGUAUUUGAAACCAAUACCAAAGUUCUGACAGAAAUUGUUGAUCUACUAAAUAACAUUAAGCAACAGAAAUGUUGUUGUUUAACUAAUCAUAACCAUGAGACAAAUCGAGGUGUUGAUCAACAUUCUAAAAACGGUCAUCAAUUGAUCACCAAAUCAAUAAAAAUGAAUCAAUGUAAAAAUAGUGAUGCUUCAUUAAAGGGAAGUUCUACAAAUAAUUCAGAAUUUCAUGGUAUUGAACAAGUAACAAAUAUUAAUAAAGAUUCAGAUGAUUCUGAACCAACAAACGAAAAUGUAAAUUCAUUACUUCAAUCAUCAAAUUCAGAUACUUCAUCUACCACUGUGUUUAAUAAAGCUAAUUUGGAUUCUCAAUCAAAAUAUUUGAGGAAAUCCCCUGCUUUACCACCGUUAAGAAAAGUUUCUUUUACUAAAACGAAAAAAAAGAAAUCGCAUAUCGAAUCUAUUCAAUCACCAAAAUCAAUUACACAAUUUGUACAAACUGAUAAUCCAAUUACAUUAACAUCAGAUAAAAUUGAUGAUAAUAGCAGUCAAAAAGUAAUCGAUAAGUUGAUAAAAGACGUUAAACAAAAUGUUGAUAAAGAAACUAAUACUGGAAUGCCAUAUAAUGUAGCAGGUUGUUCAAAUAUGUCUCAAACAACAUUAAACUCAAUCGAUCAGGGCAAAAAUAUUGUUAUAAACAUAAAUCCUUCGUCAUGUUCAAAUAAUGAUUUAGUAAGACGAACUUUUACAGAAAAUAUAGCUAAAUUUAAGGAAUUUGGAGUUCAAACUGACAUAACUUCUAACAAAAAUGAUAACCAAUUAUGUUCAAUCCUGCCUCGAAAGCAACCAGAAAUAGAUAUUAUACUUGAUCAAAUUGAUAAUAAACAAUCAAAGUCAUUUGAAAUUGAAAAUGUUGUAAGAACUUCUCCAGUAGCAAGUUAUCAGAAAUCAUUAGAACAACAAGCAUUGAAAAAUAUGUCGAAAGUUGAUGAAAUCUGUCAAGAUAUGAACGCAUCCAUUCAAACUUUACUUGCUGAAACAUCUUUAAAACCUAGCCCAUUUAAAAAUAUUUCUAUUGAAUAUCAGGAUUUUGCAAAUCAAUUUAUUUUAGACACGGUGAAUUCUGUCCGUAUUCCAACAGCAGCUAAUAAUCCGACUAUUAAUACCAUUAUAGAUCAAAAUAGCGGUGUGGCCAAUAAAAAACAAGCGUUCAAAAAUAAUGCUAAAAGUUAUCGAAACAAAAAAGUAGAUAAUAGUAAUUCUUCAAGUUUAUACACAACUACUUCGUUGUCAGAAGGUGAAAUUAUACAGCCAUGUAAUUGUAAUUGUAGUUUAGGAGAAAUUCAUAAAUGUACAAUAGCAAAUCCUCUGCCAAGCCAAAAAUCAAUCAAGAAAUCAAAAAAAUCGAUAUUAUCUCUGGAAGUAGGAGAGUUUCAAAAAGAUAAUCCACAUUUAAGAAUUCAAAAAACCAGACAACAUUAUAAAAAUUGGCAGUCAAUUUACACAACCUCACAGAGUUCUAGUUCCGUUGAUGAAUCCUCUUAUUAUAGCAAAUGA